AUGGACACCGACCUCGACCUGGACGCCCUGCUCGCCUCCUUCGCCGGCGAGUCCGCCGCAGUCUCCGAGCUCCUCGCCCCGCCUCCGCUCGAUGCGGCGGAGGCGGGGUCGCCGGAGUCGGUGACCUCCCGGUCCAGCCCCGCCGGCGAGGAGGUGCUGUCGGAGAUCGAGAGGUUUCUGAUGCAGGAGGAGGAGGCGGCGGGGGCGGAGCCGGUGGACGGGAUCAGCGUGGACGAGUUCUUGGACGCGCUGUUCGACGGCGCCGAGGAGGGGGGCGAGAAGGGGAACGGGAGUGAGGCUGAGGCUGGGGGCAGCACUGAUGGGGACUCUAGGAGGGGGGAAGAGGGGGUGGAGGUGGUGACGCCGGAGACAGAGGUGGAGGUGGUGACGCCCGAGACGGAGGUGGAUGGCGACGAUCCCAUCAGCAAGAAGAAGAUGAGGCAAAUGAGGAAUAGGGAUUCUGCCAUGAAGUCCAGGGAGAGGAAGAAGUCAUAUGUGAAGGACUUGGAGACGAGGAGCAAGUAUCUCGAGGCAGAGUGUCGCCGCCUCAGCUACGCACUUCAGUGCUGCGCAGCUGAGAACAUGGCACUGCGCCAGAACAUGUUGAAGGAUAGGCCUAUUGGUGCUCACACAGCCAUGCAGGAGUCUGCCGUACUUUCGGAAACCCUGCCGCUGGUUUCCCUGCUUUGGCUAGUGAGCAUCGUGUGCCUAUUCCUAACGCCCGGUCUACCCAACCGAAGCCUGGCGGCUCCAAGGAGAGCCGAAAGAGGUCUCGCAAUGGUAGCCGGAAAGCCAAGCAGUGAUCAACCAGAGACCUUGGAGCUUCUACUCCAUGGAAGGCGCUGGAGGGGCACAAGGGAGAGGAUCAAGCUAGAUACUCCGCCAUUGCGUGCAGCUGCCGCUUGCUAG
Triticum turgidum subsp. durum (durum wheat) is the source of this 909-nucleotide messenger RNA. Lineage: Eukaryota; Viridiplantae; Streptophyta; Magnoliopsida; Poales; Poaceae. The record is from the annotation of a GenBank genome assembly.